AUGCCCUCGCGCAGCAGCGCCAUCGUCCUGCUGGUGACGGCGCUGCUGGCGUUCGUCUGGCCCGCAUGCGCCCUGACGACGCUCGACGACGACGACCUGCGACAGAUCCCCUCGCCCGGCGACGACUUCGAUAUACACAAUGGCAAGCUGCUGGCGCCGAUACUGAUUCCCCGCGUGCCGGGGACCGAGGGCUCCGAGAAGACGCAGCGCCACUUUGCCGACUUCUUCAAGAGCAACUUGCCGGAGUGGCAGCUCCUCUGGCAGAACUCGACAUCCAGGACGCCCGUGACGGGUGAUCGAGAUGUGCCGUUUGCGAACCUCAUUUUCCGACGCGAUCCGCCCGGGGCGCCGACGGGCGAGGUGUCGCGGCUGACGCUCGUCGCGCACUUUGACAGCAAGUACGAGCCGACGGGAUUCAUCGGCGCCACCGACAGCGCCGCGCCGUGCGCCAUGCUGAUGCACGUCGCGAGGAGCAUCGAGAGUGCGCUCAAGGCGAAAUGGAGCGAAGAGGGCGAACACGACGGGCUUGAUGUGGCCCAUGGAGUGCAGAUUGUGCUGCUAGACGGCGAGGAGGCGUUUCUACACUGGACGGACGAUGACUCCCUCUACGGUGCAAGAUCCCUUGCUGCGGAAUGGGAAUCGCACUUCCACCCUUCCAUGUCUACCUACCGAACCCCCCUCGACUCCAUCAGCCUUUUUGUGCUGCUUGACCUUCUCGGCUCGGCGGGUCCCAAGAUCCCGUCCUAUUUCCUGACGACACACUGGGCAUACAAGAACAUGGCCACCAUAGAAAAGCGCAUGCGUGACCUUGGGCUGCUCGAAACCAAACCUACGCACGCGUUCCUGCCCGAGGCAGAGAAGCACUCUGGCGAAUUCUCAGCGUGGAUGAGCAUCUCCGACGACCACGUCCCCUUUAUGCACCGUGGCGUGGACAUUCUCCACGUCAUUCCGUCGCCCUUCCCUGAAGUCUGGCACAAGAUGGAGGACGACGGCGAGCAUCUUGACCUGCCGACCACGCGCGACUGGGCCAAGAUCGUGACGGCAUUCACGGCCGAGUGGAUGGACCUCAAGGGUCACAUGCCGAAACAGAGUUCAACAAAACAGAAGCGGAGUGUAACGACUGCUGCUACCAGCUCCAAGACUGAGCUAUAG
Molecule: messenger RNA, 1152 nt
Organism: Purpureocillium lilacinum
Lineage: Eukaryota; Fungi; Ascomycota; Sordariomycetes; Hypocreales; Ophiocordycipitaceae
Molecular function (GO): zinc ion binding; glutaminyl-peptide cyclotransferase activity
Source: RefSeq, a predicted model, not a curated record